AUGAGCUGUCUGGAUGUUAUGUACCAAGUCUAUGGUCCUCCCCAGCCUUACUUUGCAGCCGCCUACACCCCCUACCACCAGAAACUAGCCUAUUACUCCAAAAUGCAGGAAGCCCAAGAGUGCAACGCCAGCCCCAGCAACAGCAGCGGCAGCUCCUCCUUUUCCAGCCAAACUCCAGCCAGCAUAAAAGAGGAAGAAGGCAGCCCAGAGAAAGAGCGCCCACCAGAGGCAGAGUACAUCAACUCCCGCUGCGUCCUCUUCACCUAUUUCCAGGGAGACAUCAGCUCCGUGGUGGAUGAGCACUUCAGCAGAGCCCUGAGCCAGCCUAGCAGCUAUUCCCCAAGCUGUACAAGCAGCAAAGCACCCAGGAGCUCGGGGCCCUGGCGGGACGGCUCCUUCCCGAUGAGCCAGCGCAGCUUCCCCGCCUCCUUCUGGAACAGCGCGUACCAGGCUCCGGUGCCCGCGCCGCUGGGCAGCCCGCUGGCCACCGCGCACUCGGAGUUGCCCUUCGCCGCCGCCGACCCCUACUCGCCCGCCGCGCUGCACGGUCACCUGCACCAGGGCGCGGCCGAGCCCUGGCACCACGCGCACCCGCACCACGCGCACCCGCACCACCCCUACGCCCUGGGCGGCGCCCUCGGCGCCCAGGCCGCCGCCUACCCGCGGCCCGCCGCCGUGCACGAGGUCUACGCGCCGCACUUCGACCCGCGCUACGGGCCGCUGCUGAUGCCGGCAGCCUCGGGGCGCCCGGCCCGCCUCGCGCCCGCACCGGCGCCCGCGCCCGGCAGCCCGCCCUGCGAGCUCUCCGCCAAGGGCGAGCCGACCGGCGCAGCGUGGGCCGCGCCCGGGGGACCCUUCGCGAGCCCCGCGGGGGACGUGGCCCAGGGUCUGGGACUCAGCGUGGACUCAGCUCGUCGCUAUUCCCUCUGUGGUGCAUCCCUCCUGAGCUGA
This is a messenger RNA of Panthera uncia (snow leopard), 951 nucleotides long. RefSeq names its product vestigial like family member 2 (gene VGLL2). Lineage: Eukaryota; Metazoa; Chordata; Mammalia; Carnivora; Felidae. Gene Ontology annotation, biological process: regulation of transcription by RNA polymerase II. The transcript is spliced from 4 exons. The record is from RefSeq and is a predicted model, not a curated record. Bases 1 to 951 code for a protein of 316 amino acids. Gene Ontology annotation, cellular component: nucleus.